This is a messenger RNA of Schistosoma guineensis, 1344 nucleotides long. NCBI's taxonomy places the organism in Eukaryota, Metazoa, Platyhelminthes, Trematoda, Strigeidida, Schistosomatidae. The record is from the annotation of a GenBank genome assembly.
AGAUACCAUGUUUACCAUCCAUUCACAAAAAAAAUAUACACACACACCCAAACAAACGUUUAAUGUUUCAUUACUCAAUAGAAUUCUAAGAAGAUUUUGUUUCCAUCUGUUUGAAUAAUCUAAUAUACGUGGUAACAUAAAUAAACCGAAUAGGACUGUGAUAUAUAUCAACAUCUCUGUAAUUUGUCAAAUACACUGACGCAAAAUGCUUCCUGAUGUCUCCAAUAGUUCAUGGAAGUACAAAUCAAGAAGUAUAACUACAAAUAUAUAUAACAUCAGUAAUAGUUCUAUUAUACCAUAUUAUACGAAAGAGGUUUUCAUAUUUCUCUCAAUUGAGAUAGCUAUUACUCUGUUGAUUAUCAUGAUCUUAUCAAUCCUAUUCAUAGCUGGAUAUCUAUGGAAUUCAUGGACAGUUUUUCUUUGGGUAUUGGCUUGGUCUGCUUUUGCAUUAGCAAUGUUGAUUAUAUUCUAUCAAAAAAUAAGAGAUGAAAAUCCAUUGAAUAUUUUUCUUCUGGUUAUUUACUCGAUAUGGAUCGGUACAGCGAUUGGAAUUUCGGUUUUAAAACUAUGCAUGUACUUGAAAGUUAUUGCCAUCGCAAUCACAUUGAUAUCUUUUAUUUGUUCCAUAUUCAUUGGAGCUGCAAUCCGAACACGAUUAGCUGAUCAGUUCCUGUCAAUUCUAAUAUAUAUUAUGAUUCUUUCCGCUGCUUUUGUGGCAGCUGCGAUUGUAUUUUAUGUUUUAAAGCUUUGGGUUGCACUGAUCGCUCUCGAUGUAGGUGCUGACAUAUUAUUAUUUCUUAUAACAAUCUGUUUCAGUCAAUUUACUGUUGGAAAAUCAGAAGUACGGGUCUUCUUUCCACAUUGGACGUUAGCAGUGUUAGUACUGUAUACUCUCUUUUACAUCGAUUUAUCAAACAAUUUAUAUUUGGUAGGCAUGGUAGAUUUCAUCAAUACCAUCAACGAGACGAAUAGCACGCCGUGUUGGUAGUUUUACUGUUUAUAAGGAGGUAAAUGUGACCCUUUUGAGACUAAAUUUGUGUUCAAGUACAAAUGGAUUUGCAAUGAGAUUUCUCACUCAGAUAUUUCCAAUCUGUUCGAUUUUAUUCCAUCUGUAAUAAAUUAUACGCUGAACAAAAUCAUUUCUGAGAAUUUUAUGUUUUUACACCAGCUACUGUUGAAUUAAUCAGUAGUAUAUAACAAUCGCGUAAAAUAUUAAACAAUCUUACUACCUGAACAAACGAUUUAUUCACAUUAGUAUGAAUCAAGUCUCUUAUGAAUGUAGGUGAACAUAUAGGAAGAUUAAGCGAAAGGAGUGAGAGACAAGCACAUUCAUGAAUAUCUUCA